Messenger RNA from Durusdinium trenchii, 2942 nucleotides. Lineage: Eukaryota; Dinophyceae; Suessiales; Symbiodiniaceae. The record is from the annotation of a GenBank genome assembly.
CCGUCCACUUGGCAUGUUGAUUCAGUACAUGACAUGUGUUUCGCGCGACGUCAUUGUUGCUCAAGGUCUAUAUAUAGUUUGGCAAGUGAAGAAUGCUGUAGAUGCCGUUCAGCAUGUGUUUCCGCUACUAGCGCCUUUGGACAUCACGAGUGACCAGCUUGAACUCAAGGGGGCAUGGGCUCAAGUCGUGGUGCUUCACCGUGGUUCAACCGUUCCUUCCUUGGAUGAUGCGCGUGUGAGGGGCCAAUGGCCCAAACUGGGGACGCACCCUUGCUUUGGGUGAGCGUCAUCGACCUUCUUCGGCAGCAAAAGUUUGAGGAAGCUGUUCAACAAGCUGAAGAUUUGCAAGCAAAAGGUCGACAGACAGGGGUGAAAGCUACAGAGGCUUCAGCAGCGACAUGCCUCGCAGUGGCAAGGGAGUGCCAGCGCAAUUCACAGGCAUUGGAUGCUUUGCUCGAGCUCGGCAUCAGCUGGGGUGAGGCUGCCCUACUCUUGGCGCCCGACGCACCGGAGCUCCCGGGCCCUUGGGGCGCCGCCGCGCGGCACUUGGCCCAGGCCACUCCAUCGGCUGAAGUGAGAACUCUCAGCCAGGAGCUGGGCCUGCGAUGGACCGAAACCAUGGAGCCGCGGAUCAUAGGCAAUUUGGUGAGACCACCGCGUCCAUCCAGCGAGGAGGAGCUCAUGAAAGCAGCAAACACCGCACAGAAGGGCAACAAGGUCAGCGGCCAGGAACUGCUGAAGGCUUCAGUUGCACUCCAGGAGCUGGAUCGACGCCAGGAAGCAGUGCAAAGUGCCACUGCCGCCAUGGAGGUCUUCAAACAAGCGGGCAACAGCGAGGGUGAAGCCACAGCUUUGCUGUGCAAGUCCAAAGUACUGCUAGGAGUUGACAAUAUGGCAGCACUUCAGGCGGCAAGCCAUGCGUUGAAGCUCUUCCGAGAGUUGGGGCACAUCACGGGACAAGCGGUGGCACAACAUGCCAUUGCCAAGGUCCAGUUCGCCCGACGCAACCCGGACGACGUGUGGAAUCGUGCAGCCGAAUCUUUAAGGCUUCUGCGUUUGCUCGGAGACCGACACCGUGAAGUGAUGGUGCUGUGCACCGCCACAGAUGCCGCAAUCUCCAUGGGCAAAGCGCGUCAGGCCUUGUCUUAUGGCUUGGACGCCCUGACGAGAUCCCGAAAGCUCCAAGAUCGUUUCCUCGAGGCAAAGGCGCUGUGUUUGGUGGCCCAAGCCCGUGGCAUUUGUGGAGAGCCGGCCGGCGUGAGUGCGGCAAAGGAGGCCUUGGCGAUCUACCAGGACUUGGGCUUAAAGUCCUUUCAGCUGAAAGCUUUAGAAGCACUGGCGGCCGUUGGCAAGGGCACGCAGAGUGGCGUGGAAGCCAUGACUGAAGCAGAGGCCCUUGCGGCAAGCUUUCAGGCAGCAGCCAUGACAAAGGAACAGGCUGAGUGUUUCUACUUGAUGGCCAAGAUGUUUCACGAGCUCCAGGACUUGGACAAUGCCCUUGUGGCCACUCAGGAAGCGCUCAAGCACAGCCCAGAAGAAGGUCACGGAAAGUUGCUGAGCCUUUUGUCCACCAUUCUUUUGGACAGGAAAGAAUUUCAAGAAGCUUUGGACACUGCACGAAAAGCUACGGAGAACCUGGGGCUGGCACUGGAUGAUGAGCAGAAAGAUCAACAGCUCGUUUGCAUCAACAAUCAGGCCUUGGCUCUAGCCCAGCUCGGAAACUUCCCUGAAGCGCUGCAGUUCCUGGAGGAAAGGCUCAGGGAGUUUCGGGCUGCUAAAGAGAAGCGCGGAGAAGGGCAAGCGCUUUUCAUUAUGGCGCAGUUGCUCCAGGCGAAAGGCUCCACGGAAGAAGCCCUUCAUCGUUUGGCCUUGGCCGCCCCGGCGCUCCUGGAGUCCCGCGAUGUGCGCUGCGAAGCUCAGGCGUGGCAACUGAGUGCCAAGAUCCAUUUGGAGAAGAACGAACUCUCGAAGGCACUUCCUGCAGCAGAGAGGAGCGCCAGAGGCUUCCAAGCCGUUGGAGACCGCCGGGGCCGCGCACAGCUGGCAGCGAUGUUGGCUGAAAUUCAGUUCUCCCUGUGUGGUCUUGAGAAGGCGGACGGAAAUCUGCACGAAGCCCUCCGCGCGGCGAAGGAGUCAGUCUCACUGUACCAUGACCUCAACGAGAAAAGUGUCGAAAUGGGCUAUAGCCUUCAUUGCUUGGCCAACAUCAACCUCGCCCUUCACAAUUGGGAAGCCGCCUUGGAAGCUGCCCAGGAGGCUCUUGAGCUCUUCCGAUCUUUGCAGCUGCCAUUGCUGGAGACCAAUGCUUUACAUUUGGAAUCUGGAGCUUAUUUGGGUGCGAAAGACUUUGAAAACAGCAGGCAGCGGGCCCUAGAGGAGAAGGAGAUCUACAGUUCUGCUGGUGUCCUGAAAGGUGUUGAUCAAGUUGAUCAGUGGCUUCUCUAUGUGGAUCGCUGCAGCAGUGACGAGCAGACCUUGAAGAGCUUCUAUGGCUUCUCAAUGCGCCGGAAGUCCAAUGCUCCCGUGGCGCAAUCCGAUGAGCGACAGGCCUUCAGGGCUCCGCGGCGGUUGACGGCGAUGAAUGACAUCGAGCUGUGGAUGGCAGACACUUCCAAGGCCACCCGGAGUUGUGUCAUCGCCUACCAGGGCUUGGAACAUCGCUCCGCUGGAGGAGGUCAAGCCGCACCGGCUGGCAAGACUAAAGUUACUGCUGGUGAACUUCAAAGCCUCCAGUUUCCCGGUGGCAGUGAACUUGACCAUGACAUCCGCUGGGUCCAUCGCCGUAAGUCCAAGAGCCACUCCAAGGGCCGACGCUUGCAGAAGGCUGAGGAGGAGCGCUUGCAUGCUCCAGCAGUUCAGUAGACUCAGAGGCGCCCACCCAACCGCUUCCAGCUUGUUUAGUUCUCGUUUUCUGAUGUAAAGAUCAGCUUCCUGGAACAAAA